AUGACGUCGUCAUCGCAGGCGGCAAGUCGCCUUCAGGACUCACGUCAUGACCCCACUCACUCUUGUCCCUCGCCAGGUGGUGCAGCGGGAUGUCUGCUCGCCGGGCGCCUCGCUGCCGCCUCGCCAACCCUGACCAUCCUCGUCCUCGAAGCGGGGCCCCCGACGCGCGAGCUCCUCGCGCACAUCCAGCCCGCGCGGUACCUCUCGCACCUUGCGCCGACGUCGACGACCGUGCGGUUUCACAAGGCGGAGAAGAAGGAGGCACUGGGCGGGCGCGAGCUCGUCGUGCCGUGCGGGCAGUGUUUGGGCGGGGGGUCGAGCGUUAACUUCGCGAUGUACACCCGCGCGAGUAGGUCCGACUACGAUGAUUGGGAGACUGUAUACGGGAACGUGGGGUGGGGCUCUAACGACCUCGUCCCUCUCCUUGAGAAGACUGAGACAUACCAAGUUGGCCCCGAUGCGCUAAACCACGGCUACGAGGGCCCGCUCAAGAUAUCCUAUGGUGGGAUCUAUACGGACGCUGGGCAGCAGUUCCUUGAAGCCGCCGCCGUGUACGACAAGCAGCGGACGGUCGGCGGGGACCCCAACGAUCUGGUGUCGGUUAAUAAAUAUGGCCGAUGGCAAAAGUGGAUCGACGCGAAGACGGGGCGGCGCUCCGACGUGCCGCACUACUUCAUCUACAACCAGGCGCACAACGAGCGCCUGCACGUCGUCACGAGCGUGCACGUCAACCGCGUCCUCCUUGAAGGCGCGCGCGCUGUGGGCGUCGAGUUCCGCUGGAAUAAGCGCUUUCUUCCCGAUGCAGAUGACGAGACGCACACCGUGCGCGCGCGCCGCCUUGUCGUUCUUUCUGCAGGCUCGUUUGGGUCUCCCGGGAUCCUGGAGCGCUCUGGAAUCGGCGCAGCGGAUGUGCUGAGCAAAAAUGGAGUAAAGCAGGUCGUUGAUCUUCCUGGGGUGGGCGAGGGAUAUCAGGACCACAACGUCGUUUUUGUGCCAUAUGUUGCUGCGCCAGAGGCGGAGACGCUCGAUGGCAUCGUGCUGAGCGACCCUGACGUGAUUGAGCUCACGUCGAAUGAAUGGCUCAAGAGCGGCCAGGGGCUCAUGGCGCAUAACGGCAUCGAUGCCGGCGUCAAGAUUCGCCCCACGCCAGAGGAGCUCGAGGCUUGGGGGCCUGAGUUUCGGAAGCGAUGGGAGAGCUACUUUGCGCCUGCGCCGGACAAGCCGGUGCUGUGGAUGGGCCCGGCAUCCAUGCUCGUGGGAGAUUGGUCGGUCGCGGAGCGCCAGAAGUAUUUCAGCAUGGCGUAUUUUAAUGAAUAUCCCGCUGCCCGAGGUCAUGUCCACAUCACGUCUGGCACCGACGUGACAGCCCCGACCGAUUUCGAGCACGGCUUCCUCGAAGACGUGGCAGACGUGCGCCCGCUUGUGUGGGGAUACAAGUUCUCGCGCGAGCUCGCGCGCCGCAUGCCACUCUUCCGUGGCGAGUACGCCCCGCUGCAUCCUAAGUUCCCUGAAGGGAGUGCUGCGGGCAUCGUCGUCGGUACGGAGGGCGCGGGCCCAGGCCCGGUGCCAUUGGACGCCCCAGAUUUGUUGUACGAUGAAGAGGACGAUCGCGCGAUCGAGAAGUACACGAGGGAGUUUGUAUCCACCGCGUGGCAUGCGCUCGGUACCUGUGCAAUGAAGCCACGAGCCGAAGGCGGUGUUGUCGAUUCGGAGCUGAAUGUGUAUGGCGUCGAAGGCCUCAAGAUUGCCGAUUUGUCGGUAUGCCCCGGGAAUGUUUCUGCGAAUACGUAUUCGACGGCGCUCGUUGUGGGAGAGAAGGCUGCGAUGAUCAUCGCUGAGGAGCUCGGGAUCAAGGGGGUGUGA
Molecule: messenger RNA, 1863 nt
Organism: Heterobasidion irregulare TC 32-1
Lineage: Eukaryota; Fungi; Basidiomycota; Agaricomycetes; Russulales; Bondarzewiaceae
Gene: gor15
Product: GMC oxidoreductase 15
Exons: 16
Coding region: 1-1863 (620 amino acids)
Molecular function (GO): oxidoreductase activity, acting on CH-OH group of donors; flavin adenine dinucleotide binding
Source: RefSeq, a predicted model, not a curated record